This is a messenger RNA of Prunus armeniaca (apricot), 423 nucleotides long. The record is from the annotation of a GenBank genome assembly. Lineage: Eukaryota; Viridiplantae; Streptophyta; Magnoliopsida; Rosales; Rosaceae.
AUGGUAACUAUAUUCAAGUCAUAUGGGUUGUGGACUCUGAUAGAGGAAGGAAUCACGAUUCCAAAUUCGAAGAAGAAGAAGUCUACUAAGGAACCAUCAGCAGAAGAAGAUGAUGAGAAGAUGGCUACGAUUCUUAUGAAAUAUGCAAAAGCUCUGGGGAUUAUUCAAAAUGCAGAUGCAGAUUUAGCUAAGAAGGCAUGGCAGCUGCUGUAUGGAGAAUAUCAUGGUGGUGACCAUGUCAGAUCGAACACAAAGAGUCUAGAGACUGUAGAAUUGCAGGAAGUUAUUACAAUCCUGAAGAGCCAAGAGCAACGUUUUGAGCUGCAUAAUAUUAAUACAGCUAAGAAGGCAUUUGCCUCAUUCUUAGUUAGUCCAAAGAAUCAGAACAAGGGGAGCAACCAAUCUGGUUCAUCAAAAUCCUAG